Paracoccidioides brasiliensis Pb18 is the source of this 1293-nucleotide messenger RNA. RefSeq lists its product as uncharacterized. Gene Ontology annotation, biological process: Ras protein signal transduction. The record is from RefSeq and is a predicted model, not a curated record. The transcript has 6 exons. Gene Ontology annotation, cellular component: plasma membrane. Gene Ontology annotation, molecular function: GTP binding; GDP binding; GTPase activity. The coding region runs from base 1 to 1293 and encodes 430 amino acids.
AUGCAGAAACGAAGGCCAGGAGAGGGGUCCAAGAGUUUGACAAUAGACGCACGCCCACGCCUCCAACCUGGGCGAAAUUGGAUAUCUCGCUGCGCUACUAUUUUCUGCACUGCAAGAAUUGGCGUCGCAUCGCAUUGGCUUCCUGCGUCGAGUACGUCGAUUAUCAGACGCGACUUCGACAUAUCCUCGCUCCGGGAACCGGCAGAUAUCGCGAGUUGCGAUAGUGACAAACACGAGGAUAGUGGGGGACGCCGUCUUCCGAGAAAGUCAUCGAUCACGCUGCGAUUGGUGCGAAGCCAAUGGACACAUGAAUAUGACCCUACAAUCGAGGAUUCAUACUCCGUUACUCGGAUUGUCGACGGCCUGCCAUACUUACUUGCUUUAACAGACACCGCUGGCCAGGAGGAAUAUCGUGGCCUGUGGGCGUCGGCGAACCUCAAAUCCGAUGCGUUCCUCCUGGUCUAUGAUAUUACAAAUUCCUCUACGUUGGAGGCUUUGGAUUAUUUCAUGGAUAUGAUUGACAUUGAAGUAGAACAGCGGUUGGAAACCAAUGCGCGUUUGAUCCGGGAAUUGGGCUACUCCAGCCAGCAAGGAGAGAACGUUGCUGUCGGAAUGGCUCCACCUGUCAGGUUUAUGGCUGGAAAUAAAUGCGAUUUGAAGGACGAACGGGUAGUCAGUGCGACUCAGGGCCUAGAGUAUGCUAGGAAAAGAGGUUGUGGUUUUAUGGAAACGAGUGCAAGGGAAAUGGUUAACAUAGAGGAGACUUUUUCCUUAAUCGUUCGCCGUGUGGUGGAAGCGCGGCAUCGCCAUUACCUACAACAAUUUCCAACCCCACACCCCAAGGCAAUUGGCAAUUUAUCUCUAGCGGCGCAUUCUCCAUCUCAAGCCCUAUUCUCUCCCGACCUAAUUGUGGUAUCGCAGGCGGAUUCACAUUUACGAACACCAGCUCUCACAGCUACAGAGAAGGGGUUCGCUGACCAUAAUUUUAUCAACGAAGCAACGGAGCGCUCCUCACACAGGUCAAGCCAGUGGAAAGGCAUUAGCAGAGCAAUUUCAAAACGUGUCAGGAAGAUGAAAAGCCGGGAUACCACAAACCAGCGCCAUAGCAAUAUAGCGCCAUCCAGUGCCAUCCCUGGCAAGGUAUUUGAUGACGAGAAUAACCCACCGCAAUCUGGAAGAAAGGAAGAAGACCUGGCCAAGUCCAUGAAAUCAGAAGACCGCGAAAACGACGAAAAUGAGCCUGGAAGCACCCCGAAAUCCUGGUGGAGGCAGAUUUUCUGCUGGAAACCUUGA